Molecule: messenger RNA, 1115 nt
Organism: Eucalyptus grandis
Lineage: Eukaryota; Viridiplantae; Streptophyta; Magnoliopsida; Myrtales; Myrtaceae
Product: AMSH-like ubiquitin thioesterase 3
Exons: 6
Coding region: 9-977 (322 amino acids)
Biological process (GO): protein K48-linked deubiquitination; protein K63-linked deubiquitination
Cellular component (GO): endosome; membrane
Source: RefSeq, a predicted model, not a curated record
GGAGGAAGAUGAAGAUCGACGUCAACUCAAUCGCUCGGAGGGUCGAGGUCGACAGUCGCGUUCCCCUCCACGAUUACUACCGGACCGCUGACAACCUCCUCAAGCAGGCAAAUGUGUACCGGGAGGAGAAUAAUAUCGUGGAUCUGUUUAUCAUUCUUCUGAGGUUUUCAAGCUUGGUGUCUGAAACUAUACCGUUUCAUCGAGAUUACCGGCUUUGGUGUCCUAAAGAAAGGUCGACUUAUAGAAAGCAGAAAGUGUGUGAUGUCCUAGACGAGCUCGAAUCCUUGAAACCAGAGUUCCAGUGUCGAGUGGAUGAGUUAGAAGAAGCUGAUGCAGGGUCGCAAAUGCUUGAAUUUGACAAUUCAGAUAGAAAUGCAUAUGCCUCUAGGACAUUUCCACUGGAAUGGCCCUCCACCAGUAGGAGUUCUUACUCGAGCACAGAUAAGAAGGUUAAAGAAGGCUUUUCUGAUCCUGAUAGCUUGGCAUCUUCUUCUCUUUGGAAAUAUCAAAAUGACCAAACUCAGAGUUCGUUAUUGAAUACCAUGCAAGUUGACAAGCAGUUCCAGAAGCCUUGUUCGUGCUGCGGCUCCAUGGCCAAAUCUAGCAACCCCACCAAGGGUGCUGUGCAAGACACAAAUGGCAAAAGGAAGAAACGGUGGGAAGAACUUCGGCCGUACAAACGUGUUACUCCAAAUGUUCGCAACCGUGUUCAACGGGAAGAACAAGACAGGAUUGCUAGUCUCAAGCCUGAAUUUGGGGAGACCAAAAGAGAUAUUCUCAUGCGAACCGAGCUGCCGUCCUUCAAUACUGGGUGUUCCGCCAUAAAAAAUGAGGAAACACGGAAGAGGGCCGUGGCGGCAGAUUCAAAGGUGAAGGCAUCCGUUAAUUUGCUGACAAAUUCAGCCCCUUAUACUACGUCCAAUUUCUUUCUGUGGCUGUUUGUUUUUUGUGGCUUCUUCUUUUUUCCUGCUCACUAGAAGCAUACGAAGUGAUAUAUGGCUGGAGACGUAAGCUUACGGCACUGCUUGAUCGUUUUUGCUUGUGUUAUUGUGAGGCUUGCAUGACUUUGUAUCUAUGGUUUGGAUUUGUAUUGAAGGAUACUGCCAGAUUUACAA